Molecule: messenger RNA, 825 nt
Organism: Phaeoacremonium minimum UCRPA7
Lineage: Eukaryota; Fungi; Ascomycota; Sordariomycetes; Togniniales; Togniniaceae
Product: putative rhamnolipids biosynthesis 3-oxoacyl- protein
Exons: 4
Coding region: 1-825 (274 amino acids)
Molecular function (GO): oxidoreductase activity
Source: RefSeq, a predicted model, not a curated record
AUGUUCUCGCUGGAGGGCAAAACCGCCCUCAUCACUGGAGGCUCGAGAGGUCUCGGCCUGCACAUGGCCACUGCCUUUCUGCUCAGUGGCGCCUCCAUAGUGGUCAUCACAGCUCGGAAACGAGAGGGUGAACAGGGUAUUGACCAAGCCGUUAGAAAGCUCAAUGCUAUUCCAGGCAUCCGAGGCAAGGCUGUCGGCAUCGCUGCUAAUGUGGCCGACUCCAAAGACAUUGUGCGCUUGGUCGGUGAGGUCAAGGAUCUAGUCGGUUCAAAGGGCUUGAACAUACUCGUCUGUAAUGCUGGAGCGGCUUGGGGCUCUAGGUUCGAAGACGCGCCUCCAAGCAGCUCGGUGAAGAUCUUGGAUCUGAACGUCCGCGGUGUCUUUGAGCUUACCCAAAAAUCUUUGCCCCUGUUGGAGAAGGCAGGUUCAAAGGAGGAUCCUGCAAGAGUUUUGAUCAUCAGCUCCACCGCAGGAAGCAAUGUGCCACACGUCGGUGAAAACGGAACGAUCAUGUACUCUACAUCCAAGGCUGCUGCGCAUCACCUGGGUAGGAAUCUGGCCGUCGAGCUUGGCCCGAGGAAUAUUACAUCCAAUAUCAUCGCACCAGGUUUCUUCCCUUCCAAGUUGGCCCAGGGAUUGAUCAAUAACCUGGGUGGAAUCGAGGAAAUCAGCAAGGACAACCCGAUGGGUAGACUAGGUGACGCCGAAGACAUUGCCGGGGUGGCCGUUUUCUUAUGCUCGCCGGCUGGCAGAUAUGUGAAUGGUGAGGAUAUUGCUGUGGAUGGAGGCGCUAGGUUGUCAGCGGGUAGAAUGUCGAGAUUGUAA